This is a messenger RNA of Vespa velutina, 1079 nucleotides long. RefSeq names its product peptidyl-tRNA hydrolase 2, mitochondrial-like. The transcript is spliced from 4 exons. Gene Ontology annotation, molecular function: peptidyl-tRNA hydrolase activity. Gene Ontology annotation, cellular component: cytosol; mitochondrion. Bases 102 to 617 code for a protein of 171 amino acids. The record is from RefSeq and is a predicted model, not a curated record. NCBI's taxonomy places the organism in Eukaryota, Metazoa, Arthropoda, Insecta, Hymenoptera, Vespidae.
CUUUCCUUGACUUUGUAUAUAAAACGUUCAAUGUGUGUUCACCUAUACAAAAUAUAUUUCCUAACGCUACGUUAAUUUAUUGAAACGUCAUUUUGUAAAAAAUGGAUAUUUUAAAAUCACCCCUAAAAAAUGGUGUAGAUACUACCAUUGGGUUUGUAAUUUGUACCAUGGCUGGUUAUUGUAUAUAUAAAUUAAUAAUGUAUCGAAUAGAUAAAAAAUCUGUAUCAGAUGAUAAUUGUAUUGCAUAUUCAGAGUUCGAUGAUAAUCAAGAUUGUAAAUUAGUAUUAGUUGUAAGAAGUGAUUUAAAAAUGGGUAAAGGAAAAGUUGUGGCUCAAUGUGCACAUGCGGCUGUAGCAGCUUAUAAAAUUGCUCAAAAGUAUCCACCUAUUUUAAAAGCUUGGGAAAAUUCUGGUCAAGUAAAAGUCACUGUCAAGGUAAAUAAUGAAGAUGAACUAAGAGCAGUAGCAAAAGCAGCCAGAGAUGCUGGUCUAAUAACAAAUGUAAUACAAGAUGCAGGACGCACACAAGUAGCUCCAGGAAGUAGAACUGUAUGUGGAGUGGGCCCUGGGCCAGCGCAUUUGGUAAACUUAGUAACUGGGUGUUUGAAACUUUAUUAGCAUUCUUUAAAAAAAUUGUACAUUUUUUUUAUUAUUGAAAUGAAUUUAUAUUAAAAUAUUCCUUUCCAAUCUUUGGAAGGUUUGAUCAUUAAUAAUUUAAAUAAAUUUCUAUAACAAAAUUUAUUUAUAUAAAAUACUGUAAAAAAAAAUGUAAAGCAUAAAAUAGCUUAACUCUUCCAUAAUACACAAUUGUUGAUUGAGAACAAUUUUACAUAAAAAAAGAAAAAAAAAAAAAAAGAAAAAAAAAAUAAAAAAAAAAAAUAAAAAAAAAAAAAAAAAAAAAAAAAAUAGGAAAAAAAGAAAAAGAAAAAAAAAUACACAAUUGAGUGGAAUAAUUCUAACUAAAAGAACAAAAUUAAGAUAUAUGCAUUAUAUAUAAAUUACUGGGAAAUGCAAUACUGUAUAUUGAAACACGAUGAAUGAAUCAAGGUAUAUAAAUGAAUAAAUUGUUUUUAGAAACGA